UGAGUGCGCAUGCUCCCUGCAUCCUCUCCACAUCUCCACACGUCCACGGACUUGGAAGCUUGAAUAAAGAUGCUCAACGCCUCGGGUCGCUGGAUCCUUGUCACCGGGUGAAAUAGAGUAGCGUGGACGCACGCACACGCGCACGCACACACACACUGAGAGGGAACCGUGUACAAUUUAGCUGCAGGACUCUCCUCCUCCUCUUCUUCUUCCUUCUCUUCCUCCCUUCUUUUUUCCACCGACAUGGAAAUGAAGAAAUCUAUUUCGGACAGCGAGCGCGCGCUCCGGAGCUACGGCGCUGUGUCGGAAACGGCAUGGACCACGGACAAAGGUCACUCAGAUGUGUCCAUGGCGGAGAGCACAAUGUCUCCAGAGGAGAUCGAGGUGGAGAUGACCCGUAUCCAGCGCCUGCGGGAGGUCCUGGUGCGCCGGGAGUCGGAGCUGCGCUUCAUGAUGGAUGACAUUCAGCUCUGCAAAGACAUCAUGAGUUUGAAGCAGCAGCUGAGGCAGAUUGUCGCUGUACCAGAGAAAGAAAAAACAAAGAAGAACAAGCAGCGAGAAGAGGAGCUGAUCCUGAAGAUCCAUAAACUGGUGCAGAAGAGGGAUUUCCUGGUGGACGAUGCAGAGGUGGAGAGAUUAAGGGAGCGAGAGGAGGACAAGGAGAUGGCCGAGUUUCUCACGCUGAAGCUGAUGCCUCUGGAGAUGAAGCUCAAAGACGCACAAAAUCCUCCAAAGCCCAAGAGACAGAUCCUGGAGCCGCCGCCCAACAAGCCGUCCAUCACCAAGACAGGAGUGGCCAUCAUUAAGGACUGCUGCGGAGCCACGCAGUGUGUCGUCAUGUAACCAGGACUGAGACCUCUGAAGUGCAUCACAUGACAUGACAUACAUCACUUCCUGUCACUCAGAGAACCCCCAGUUUAGCUCCAUCGCUUCAGACUCAACUCAGGAGCAAGGUUGUAAUAGUCGAGUGGGUUUGCCAGUAUUUAUUCAUUUUUAUUUAUAUGUAAUAUGGAGUAUGCAAGACUCAAAAAGGUCAUAAUAAGUAUUGUGUCAUACAAACCCAACAAAAAAUGCCAUUUUAAAAAAUUAGGACAAAUGAACAACCAUCUCUGAAUCAAAUAUAACAGUCUACAAGAACAUGUGCAUCACACUGCUGAGGUUGGAUGCCGUUAGUGUGAAAGGUAAAAAUCAAAUAGGCAACAGACUAAAGACACACAUGAACCAACUCAACCCAAUUAACUACAGUACAUACCAAAUGUUAUGUUUCACUCAUGGCCCACAUUUAAAAAUACAACCUUUCAAAAUUUGCCAGCUGAGAAAAAAAUAAAUACACCUCAUAUGAACCCAUAUGAAUGGAUUAUGUAUGAAAUAAAUUUAAAGGACGAAAACUAAGCACAUUUUGCUACAAUUUUAGUUCGUUUUAUAAACACACAAUUAAGUUUCAAUUAGUUAUCGCUAGUUUUUAUUUUUUUUUCAGUUAAGGAAAACAUUUUUCAAUUUUAGUUUUGGUUUCUUCAUUCGUUUUCAUUAUAACUAUAAUAACCUUGCUCAGGAGGAGUCAGGUUUGUAAUUAAAAUAAAAGUUUAUGGUACAAAGAGCGACCAGGAAAUUUGGAAACUGAUUCCCAACUGUGUGUGAAAAC
This is a messenger RNA of Solea solea (common sole), 1642 nucleotides long. It is a transcript of the gene bmerb1, whose product is annotated as bMERB domain containing 1. Lineage: Eukaryota; Metazoa; Chordata; Actinopteri; Pleuronectiformes; Soleidae. The record is from RefSeq and is a predicted model, not a curated record. Bases 244 to 843 code for a protein of 199 amino acids. Gene Ontology annotation, biological process: negative regulation of microtubule depolymerization. Gene Ontology annotation, cellular component: microtubule cytoskeleton. The transcript has 6 exons.